Boeremia exigua is the source of this 965-nucleotide messenger RNA. RefSeq lists its product as uncharacterized. The transcript has a single exon. The record is from RefSeq and is a predicted model, not a curated record. Lineage: Eukaryota; Fungi; Ascomycota; Dothideomycetes; Pleosporales; Didymellaceae. Bases 1 to 696 code for a protein of 231 amino acids.
AUGACGCAUCUCGCGAGCGGGAAGGAUAUAUCGACAGGUCCUCUGAAUAGGAAGGACGAACAGAAUCGGCUGAUAGCACUUGAGCAUGCUGCUUCUGAAACUGAAGAUGCUUCGAUGGAGGAAGGUUUACCAGCGCUGCCCGAGGGCAUGCAGUCAAUGCGUCCAAGCCCGGAGCCGGCCAUAGUGCCUACCCAUAUUCAGACAGACUCUCCCGUAUUGCCGCCUUCACCGCGACAUGAUGAGGCCAUCGACGACAUCCCCGUCUGGGAUCCAGACGAACAGCACACAGUACCUGCCACACCCUCCAUGCGCGACGACAUGGACCUCGAUGGUGAUAUUCCCAUGCAGGAUCGAGAUGACGAGCCUGCAGUAGAUAGGAGCAACAUCGUGUCUCAGACGGAAGAAAUUCGUGCUUAUCAGCGACACAUCAAAAGUCUGCUGCUGAAGGUGAACGCAGCCAAUGUACGACCCAAUGCGUCACCCACCUCGGCGCCUGCGGGGAGCAGUGCGCGGUUGUCUCCUGAAGAGCGACAAUCGCGUCUGGCAAGGUUGAUCCGCUCGAUACCGCAAUGUGACCAGAGACGACGGUUCCGCGAUACGGAUAGCAGGAGCGGAGAUAGAAGAGAACUCGGGAUUGUGGAGAAGGAGCCGGGCUAUGACAAGAAGAUGCUGGAGGACCUGUUCAAGGGGGCUUGAUCAGGUUGGGGUAGUGAUGGCUUUGCGUUGUAGGUAGCGUUGAAUUGAGCUGUCUGCUGCUACAAUGCAUACCCAAGACUAUGUCUCUCUCCCGACUGGAUGAAUGGCAGUGAUGAAGAAGUGAGCGGUCACUGAUCAGACGGUGCACGUGAAGGCACCACAGAGCAUAUUGAGAAGCCACAUGAGCCAGACCAAGUAAUUUCAGGCAUCCUCGGGUAGGCAGCAGCAUCCUCUUGUACUUCAUAUUUUCCAUACAACAGACCGAGAAC